Molecule: messenger RNA, 408 nt
Organism: Mesorhabditis belari
Lineage: Eukaryota; Metazoa; Nematoda; Chromadorea; Rhabditida; Rhabditidae
Source: the annotation of a GenBank genome assembly
AUGAUCUUUAUUCUUGUUUUUUUAUUUUCCUUAAACUAUGCAGAAGAAGAUCCAAAAAUUAAUGAUUCACGGAAGGCUCUCGUGGAAGUUCGUUGGAAUGGCUUUAAAGUCUCAAAUGAAACAUUUGUAAAACUCUGGAUUGGGUCGAAUGGCGCUGGGGAAAGGGUGAAAUUUCUUGAUACCAGUGCGAUUCAGUUGAAGAGAGAAAAUACGGCAGCUAUUUGGGAAGGAACAAUCAAAUUAAAGCCCAUGGACAGAUACGUUCAUUUUGAAGCGGUGCGAAAGCUGGCCGAGAUCAGAGUGAGUAGACCCGCUCUCAUUCAUUUAUCCCCUCAAUUCUUCCGCGGCCUUAAAAUCGAGGAAAUUGGCCCAACGUUUUCAAUCAAACUCAAAUUAUUGGAGGUGGAA